UGGAUGGAGCCGGAGGUCGGGCCAUGAACCUGGGAGAUGGCUUAAAGCUUGAAACUGAAUUGUUGGAUGGAAAAACAAAGCUAAUAUUGUCUCCAUAUGAAUGUAAAUCAAAAAUUUGUGUGAAGGCACAGAGUAGGUGAAGAGUUAAAUUUUACCAGGUUUGAGAUUUGCCAUGCAUGCAUGACCGAGCAGAGGCAUUGAGCAUGGAAGACAGUGAUGAUUUUGGUUGAUCAUGAAGUUUCAGAUUGAUGGGAAAUAAGACCAAGAUUGCAAAAUGUCCUUUAAGAAUAAAACAAACUGGAUACAUUCUAAAGUCAACUCAGAAUACUUGUAUCAGGAGUGAAAAACUUUUGGAAAAGAAGAGAAUUGGUUCAGAAACUUCACUGGCAAAAGGUGAAAAAAAUAGUAUGGCUUUUUCACCCAGUAAGGAUUUGUGCAAGCAGUGUGCAGAUAGCGAGUGUCUUUAUAUCCAGAAAGAGAUUUCACCUGCAAUCCCUAAUAUACAGAAGACUAGAAACACCGUAAGUACAUCUGUAGUAGCUAAACAGAAGCCUUGCAGAAAACACAUCACAGCUGAAGAUACGAAGAGCAGUUUGGUGUGUCUAACACAAGAACAACUACAGCAGAUUUUGAUGACUUUAAACCAAGGAAAUAGAUCUAUUUCCCUGACUGAGAAUGGAAAUGAGAAAACAAGUCAGUACAGUCUACAUUUAAGCAGUAUUCCUAAUCAACCGAAGGAGGAGAACAUUAUGGGAGUACUCCAGAAAACUGAGGCAGAAUCAUCUGUUCAGGAUGAAAAUAAGUCUGUUUUAAAUACAAAUCAGGAAAUAUCUCAGCAGUAUGAGCAGGAAAUUGCCAUAGAAAAUGUAUGGAAACCAGCAGACAUAUUCAGUACUCUGGGAGAAAGAGAGCUUGAUAGGAGUUUGUUAGAAGCAAAAAAAGCCCAGUGGAGAAAAGAGCUUGAUGAACAGGUUGCUUUAAAGAAGAAAGAAAAAGAAGCUUCUGAAAAAUGGAAUAAUCCUUGGAAAAAAUCUGAAAGUGAUAAAAUAGUAUGGGAAAAAAUUCUUGACCAGUCUAAGACUUCUGCUAGCUCUGUGAGCAUGCUUUCAGAGUCUCCCAGUCAGGUAACUGUGGUCCAGGUGGAUGGGCCCUCACUGCCUAGAACUAGUCAGACUUCAGAGGAAGCCGUGCCACUGGAGCCCCCUUUCAGUGCUUUGAAACAAGAACAGCAGAGAAAAUGGAUUGAAGAGUUGAAUAAGCAAACAGAUGAUCGGCAAAGAAAAACAAAGGAAAAAAUGGCAUCAUUAAAGGGUGAGGAACAUGACAGAUGGUCAGUGCGUUUUGAUUCCUUAAAGAGCAAUCCUGGUUCUCAAUCUCAACUGUCUUCUCAGUCACCACACAAACAACCAGAGUACUUGUGUGUGUCUCCGGACAUUCAGAAGCUGGCAGAGAACAGUGGUGUCUGUACACCUACAGCUGGAAGUCAGGUUGAGCCUUCAGAGGAGGAGCGUGUAGCAGAACCUAUCAGAAAUGUCGCUAUGGCAAAUGGCCACAGAACAAACUUCCUCCGUUCAAUGACUGCUCUCUUGGACCCAGCUCAGAUUGAGGAACGAGACAGGAGGCGACAGAAACAGCUAGAACAUCAGGACCAUCAAACAAAUGCUUCAUGGGUCUUGCAAUUUGUGACAAUGAUCUCUGUGACUGUGUGUGGUCAGAAAGCCAUCACUGCUCAGGUGGAAGAGAAGCGCAGGAUGAAGCAGCUGGAGGACGAGCAGAGAAGGAGGGGAGAGGAGGAAGAGGAGCGCCGCCUGGCGCGGCAGCGAGACGCGGUGCGGAGACAGGACGAGGAGGACGCGCGGAAGCAGAAACUCAAGGAAGAGAUUGUGACUCUCAAGACAAAUGAGCUGUACCAGACGAUGCAGAGAGCACAGGAGCUGGCACAGAGACUGAGACAGGAACAGAGAAUCCGAGAAUUGGCCAAAAAGGGACAUGACACUUCUAGAUUGAUUAGAAAUCUUGGCAAUGAUUUUCUCUCGCCAGUUGAUAGAACACAAAUGGAGUAUAAUGCAUCUACUCACAACAUUUCAGAUUCAAGACAUGACUCGGAUGAAGUCAGUGAUAAACUGAAUACAUGUGUCAAUAAUAGAGCCUCUCCAAAGAAAGAUACUGCUGUGCAAACAGAUGACUUCAAUACAGGCAUAUUCACUAAUGCCGAAUCAUGCUGUGGAUCAGUGACAGAGAGGGAAAUUAUCAACUGCCCAUCUCCUGGGGUUCCUGCCGAACUUAACCAACAGUUUAGCACCAAGAGAAACAAGCCAGAACUGCUCAGUCAGGGCGAGAAAGCAGCCAGUUGGUGCAGUGACCAGUUCGUAGGAACACAAAAAAGAAAACACGUGAAAUGUCCUAAAAGGCCUGACUGGAAUAUAAACAAACCACUCAAAAGAUAUAUUCCAGCAUCAGAAAAGUACCCUAAACAACUUCAAAAGCAAAGAGAAGAAAAAAAAGUAAGAAGGCAGAUGGAACUGCUUCAUUUGGUAGAAAGAAACAGUCCUGGGCCCCCUUCCCAGAACAGAGGCACGUCACCAGCAGCUCUGGAUUCAUCUCAGCGAGAGACUGAGCCACGGGUCAGGAGACAUCCAGUCAGAACGGAAGAAGAGACUCUGAAAAGUCAUUCAUUCAGCAAAGAAAGGUCUCAAUCACCACCCCUUUCCGCAGCAAAAAACAGAACCCAACAAACUCAGACACUAAAAAGCAGCCAUUACGAAAGAGAAAAUCUGGUAUCGGGCAGUAAUCAAACAGAUUUACCACCUGGGAUUUCUGAGCCAUCCAAUUUUAUUCCGUAUGUGCGAACCAGUGAGAUCUAUUACCUUGAUCCAGACGCACCGCUGUCUAGGCCUUUAACCCAGGAGCCUCGGUGCCACACUCCACAGGACUGUGAGCAAGAACUGUUUCAUUGUGACCACGCGAGGGACCCCCUCCUUAAUCCUAAUUUGGUGAAAAACUGGGAUCGUCAGCAAGCAAUCCUUAAGGGACUGUCGGCACUGAGACAGGGCCUUCUCCAGAAGCAAAGGGAGUUGGAAACAAAUCUCAUGCCUUUAGCUGCAAAUCAAGAGGAGAAUUUUAGUCCUUCAUUUUAAAUGUAGAAAAUGUUCUUGCUGCUUAGCUGUAGUUUUCAAAUAGAUUUCUAAAAUGCUUAUUUAAAACUUGUACGUUAUCUAUAGUAAAAUGCUGUGUGUAUAAUUUUUAUAAUAAAAAAAGACAUUUGUAAAAAAA
This is a messenger RNA of Manis javanica (Malayan pangolin), 3273 nucleotides long. RefSeq names its product coiled-coil domain containing 66 (gene CCDC66). The record is from RefSeq and is a predicted model, not a curated record. NCBI's taxonomy places the organism in Eukaryota, Metazoa, Chordata, Mammalia, Pholidota, Manidae. Gene Ontology annotation, molecular function: microtubule binding. Gene Ontology annotation, biological process: cilium assembly. Gene Ontology annotation, cellular component: photoreceptor inner segment; cilium; microtubule.